AUGUCAUUGGGAGAUUUCAUGCGAGGUAUCGUCUGGGAUGGUACUCCAUACCAGGUGAAUGUGGCAAAUGUCUCUUUCCCAACGAUCAUCAACCAGACCGACGCUAUCGUGCAGGUCACUCUUUCUGCUAUAUGUGGAACGGACCUACACAUCUAUCACGGUGUAUAUGGGAGCCAGGAAGUUCCCUGGGUAAUGGGGCAUGAAGCAGUUGGCAUUGUCUCAGAGAUUGGAAGCGGAAUAAGCCAUCUUUCCAUUGGUGACAAAGUUGUCAUUCCAGACCAAGCUGCAGACGGCCAUCUGAAUCUCUGUGCUCCAGAACUGAUCUCUUUUGGUCUGGGACUAGAUUACGGCCUAGCAACUGGCUGUCAAGCCGAGUACGUUCGAGUGCCAUUUGCAGAUACAAGCCUUAUUCCUAUCCCAGAAAGCAGCAACCCAAGUGUCAGCAACAUCACCAGUCCGAACCUAGAUCUGGAUUACUUGUUCAUCUCAGAUAUUUUUGCCACGGGUUGGGGGGCACUGGACUUUGCGGGAUUCGAGGCCGGUGACACUGUUGCUGUUUUUGGAGCGGGCCCUGUUGGACUCAUGGCUGCCUAUUCCGCUAUUAUUAGAGGAGCCUCUCGUGUCUACAUCGUGGACCAUGUCAGCGACAGACUCGCUCUCGGAUUCUCGAUUGGUGCUAUUCCUAUCGAUUUCAUGGAAUCCGACCCUGUAGAACAGAUUCUACAACACGAACCUAACGGUGUCCGCCGAAGUGUAGAUUGUGUUGGGUUUGAGGCUCUCGACAGUGAACUUCAGCAUGUCGAAAAUGAGGUUCUCAAUAAUAUGAUAGCCGUGACUGCAACCAGUGGUGGUAUUGGCAUAGUUGGGGUAUAUUCAGCUUCGCCAAACAGCCCUGGAACGCCCCGGGGAGGUACAAUUUCGCCUACUGUCCAGUUUCCUAUGACUGAUUUUUUCAACAAAGGGUUGAGAAUGCAAGGAGGCGGUGUUGACCCGAAGGUUCUGGCACCAGAACUAGUUGAGCUGAUUCAAACCGGUAGAGCAAAGCCAAGCUUUAUUGUGAGCAGUAUCAUCGAUAUCGAACAAGUUCCUAGAUACUACGAAAGAUUCGACCAACAUCUUGAGUCUAAGGUUGUCAUUCGUUUCUAG
Molecule: messenger RNA, 1146 nt
Organism: Talaromyces atroroseus
Lineage: Eukaryota; Fungi; Ascomycota; Eurotiomycetes; Eurotiales; Trichocomaceae
Exons: 2
Coding region: 1-1146 (381 amino acids)
Molecular function (GO): zinc ion binding; oxidoreductase activity
Source: RefSeq, a predicted model, not a curated record